AGUUGCCUUUUUGAUCAGCUGUAGGCUACUAAUGUCUAACUUGCUCCGCUUCUGUUUCUCCCACAGGUAACUAUGGCUGCUAAUGCCAAAACUCGAUCGCGCCAUACUGUUUACCUACUGGGAAACGUGACUGGUGAACCAAUCCUUGGAGCAAAACUUCCUACUGUUGGUCAGGCUCUAUCCUUCUUCUACUGGAAACUCAAGGAAGACAAAGUUUCCGUCCGGGGAAGUGCUGCGGCAACGGUAGAAGAGGUUGCAAAGACAUGGACACGCGCUAAUCUCCCAAUGUGCCAGGUGAAGCAUAGCAUCACACGAGUGGAGAAGUUCUACGAGUCCUGGAGGACGCUGCAGAAGGGAGCCAAGAGAGGAGGCCCGACGCAAAAGAAAAAGGAAGAGGAAUUCCAGGCCACUCUCAACCAGACGUUGGAUCUCCGCCAUCAGGACUGGAGGACUCUGGUGAUCUGCCAAGAAGAUCGGGUCUUCCUUCAGGACCAGUUUUCCGAAAGAAGGGCAACUAUUGGUGCCUUGGACAAAACGUUUGAAAAGAAGAUGAAGAGGAAAGCUGACAAGGUAGCCGCCGAGGAUGCUCGGAAGAAGAAAGAAGCAGCAAGGAAGUCAUUCAGUAGUUUCGGGGCUGUUGCGGAGUCUUCGGACUCCGACUCCGCAUCUUCUACCAACUCUUCCUCAUCCGAGUACGAAGGGGCCUCUCCGCCUAAGCAGAAACGUCCCAUCAACAUCAUCUUCCCGGAAGUGGCCGCAAGUCUGGACAGGACAAAGACAACAGAUCGGAUGGCAGUGCACACCAUCGCAGCCAUCUCCAGAGCUCAGGGAGUGAACCCCGAAGAGCUAGCUCUAAAUAAGUGGACCAUCAAUCGAAGCAGGCGAGCUCAUAGGACUCAAGUCAUGGAGGACCUACAAGCUGAGUUUGCUGAAACUGUCAAUGGUCCGCUGGUCGUACAUUGGGACGGAAAGCUUCUUCCUGAUCUUAUGGGAACCGGAAAACACGAGAAGGUGGAUCGUCUCCCCAUCAUCGUCUCCAGUUCCAGUCGGGAGCAGCUGCUCAACGUUCCUAAGCUGCCAAGCGCAGCUGGUCACGCAAUGGCGGACGCUGUCGUAGCCUCGCUGAAGAGCUGGCGUCUCACCGAUCACGUGAAGGCCAUGUCUUUCGACACGACCGCCAGUAACUCGGGAGUUCGGGGAGGUGCAGCUGUCUUGAUCGAAGGGAAGCUGGGCAGAGAUCUGCUGUUCCUCCCCUGUCGUCACCAUAUUCUGGAGAUCGUCUUGGCGGAUGUGUUCAAGUCCCUCUUCGGGCCAACUUCUGGCCCGGAGAUCCCCAUCUUCAAACGCUUCAAGGAAAAGUGGUCCUUUGUCUGUCGGGAUCGACCGGAGGAGGGUGCGCUGGAUAAAGAAACGGCCGUCAUCCUCGCUGGACAUCAGGAUCUCAAGACUGCUGCUUUGGAGUAUGCCAUGGAGACUGUGGAGCAGGACCACCAGCGCGACGACUUCCGCGAGCUCUUGGAGCUCACGAUCGUCUACCUUGGCGGAGUCCCUCCCAGAGGCAUUCGGAUCAUGGCACCCGGAGCCAUGCACCAGGCCCGAUGGAUGGCCAAAGCAAUCUACGGAUUGAAGAUCUUCCUGCUCCGGAGCCAACUCAAGCUGACAGUGAAGGAGACCACGGCCCUGAGAGUUUUCAGUCUCUUCGUCACCUUGGUGUACACUGAGGCCUGGUUCCGUGCUCCCCAGGUUCUGGAAGCCCCACUCAACGACUUGAACCUCUUCAAGAAGAUUCGAUCUUUUUAUGCUAUCGACGCGGAAACGUCAAAGAUAGCAGCAGAGGCCAUGGGACGCCACACAUGGUAUCUUGGGGAGGAGUCCGUGGCCCUCGCCUUUUUUGACCCUCGCGUUCCCUCAGAGACAAAGAGGGAGAUGGCAGCAGCCCUCAAGACGGAGAUGGACGGUCGUCCGCCCAAGAGACCAAAGCUUGGGGAUCCCGCCUCUCUGCCACUCCCCGAUCUCGUGACGGCAAGAAGUAAAAGAUUCUUCGAGAUCCUGGGAACCGAAGUGGGGUGGAUGGAGAAGGUGCCAGACGACUGGGUGGACGAUGUAUCCUUCCAGACUGCAAAGAAGGUUGCGUCUGCCCUUGUCACGGUCAAUGACAGGGCCGAGCGCGGCGUGAAGUUGAUCCAAGACUACAACGCGCUCCUCACCAAAGACGAGAGCCAAAAGCAGGCACUUCUCCAUGUGGUGACGGAGCACCGGAAGCGAUUCCCCAAUGCCAACAAGUCAACAGUCGCCGCCGCGUCCACUUCCACUUCUGUCGUCCACUGAUGACUUCUUAUCAGACUUCUCAUCCAACGUUCUACGAUAGCACUUACUGCUGAGCGCCAAGCGUCGCUACCAUGUGUGUAGGCUUUGCUGCGAAAUUUCGCUUUUUGUGACUGUAUGCAAAUAUAUGUUUAUAAGGGAAAAUUUUGAUUGCUGUGCGGCACGGGUUAAUGAAGCACGAAGGCUCUCAAAUUUUGCACACAGUGAUUAUCUUCCAAAAGGAACAAAAUGAGGCACUGGCCUGGAAGAAAGGAAAAACU
Molecule: messenger RNA, 2585 nt
Organism: Amphibalanus amphitrite
Lineage: Eukaryota; Metazoa; Arthropoda; Thecostraca; Balanomorpha; Balanidae
Exons: 2
Coding region: 73-2328 (751 amino acids)
Source: RefSeq, a predicted model, not a curated record